Odontomachus brunneus is the source of this 729-nucleotide messenger RNA. Its product is annotated as 60S ribosomal protein L18a-like. The record is from RefSeq and is a predicted model, not a curated record. Gene Ontology annotation, biological process: translation. Lineage: Eukaryota; Metazoa; Arthropoda; Insecta; Hymenoptera; Formicidae. Gene Ontology annotation, molecular function: structural constituent of ribosome. Gene Ontology annotation, cellular component: ribosome; cytosolic large ribosomal subunit. The coding region runs from base 128 to 661 and encodes 177 amino acids. The transcript is spliced from 3 exons.
ACGCACAUAUAAUCUUGGCCUAAAGCGCUCAAUGAACUACUUUUUCUGAUGCCGAAUGCAGCCAUUCCUAUACUUGGCUAUUUAAUUACAAACACAUUUGUUUGCUCUGUACAAAGUAAACGGAACGAUGAAAGCCAAAGGACCAUUAAGGGAAUUCGAAGUCAUAGGACGUAAGCUCCCAACGGAGAAGGAGAAAAAUACGCCUUUGUAUAAAAUGCGAAUAUUCGCUCCUGAUGCAAUUGUUGCCAAGUCCAGGUUUUGGUAUUUCUUGCGUCAGUUGAAAAAGUUCAAAAAGUCUACCGGAGAAAUUGUAUCUCUCAAACAGAUUCCACAAAAAACUCCAAUUAAAAUCAAGAACUUUGGAAUUUGGUUGAGAUAUGACUCUCGUUCUGGGACGCACAAUAUGUACAGAGAAUACAGAGAUCUCUCUGUUAGUGGAGCUGUAACUCAGUGUUAUAGGGACAUGGGUGCGCGUCAUCGUGCAAGAGCACACUCUAUCCAGAUUAUUAAGGUGGAAGUUAUAAAGGCUUCAAACUGCCGUAGACCACAAGUCAAGCAAUUCCAUGAUUCCAAGAUCAAGUUCCCUCUGCCUAAAAGAAUUCACCAUAAAGAUAGAAUGCCAUUGUUUAGUGUUCGAAAACCACGUACCUAUUUCCUUUAAAUAUUAUCUACAUUGUACAUAACAUUAAAGGAAAUUUAAGCAUUUGAAAUAUAACUAUAAUCAAUAUA